CAGGCCUGUGAAAGAUCGAUCCGUCGUGCCGUGGUGUGAAGAGAAGUGACGUGAAACGGUCCGAAGGAGGGUAUCGUACUGUUUCGCAAAGCUACAUCAUCUCCACACAUAGCCGUUUCCCCGCUUCAUCUACGGGUUCAUACCAAACCAGAGUAGCUCAUUCACUCAUUUUUUUGAACAAAAAGGGUGAAACAAAAAAUCAGUCGAUAAAAGGAAAAGUCAUCAUCAAUUUUAAAUAUAUAAACACACACAAUGGCCUCGACAUCGGCAGGACAGAACUCUGCAGCUAAACCUGACACUACCAACACUACCACCACCGCCUCGAACAACAAUCGUGAACGCGAACGUGAUUUGAAGCAGUUCACCGAACGAUUUGUCAAGACCGUUCAAUUUCCUGUUUCCGAACGCCUUACCGUUGAUCAGGUCUACGACCGGCGGACUGGAAAACCAAGGCAUGAAGUUCUUCGAGAUCAUUUUAUUAAGGAAGGAAGGAUAGAAGAAGAAGCCGCGAUUCGUGUGAUUCAAGAAUGCUCAAGCCUGUUCCGCAACGAAAAAACGAUGUUGGAAAUCGAGGCGCCGGUUACUGUAUGCGGAGACAUUCAUGGUCAAUUCUACGAUCUCAUGAAACUAUUCGAAGUUGGCGGAUCGCCCGCAACUACCAAGUAUCUAUUUUUGGGUGACUACGUGGAUCGAGGAUACUUCUCGAUUGAAUGUGUCCUGUAUCUGUGGGCACUCAAAAUCUGCUAUCCGACCACGUUGUUCUUGCUUCGAGGAAACCAUGAAUGCCGUCAUUUGACAGAGUACUUUACAUUCAAACAAGAAUGCAAGAUCAAGUACUCUGAACGGGUAUACGAUGUGUGCAUGGAGUCAUUUGAUGCUCUACCGUUGGCAGCUCUCAUGAACCAACAAUUCCUUUGUGUUCAUGGUGGAUUGUCCCCAGAAAUCCAUACUUUGGAGGAUAUCAGGAGGAUAGACAGAUUCAAGGAGCCCCCAGCAUUUGGUCCAAUGUGUGAUCUUCUCUGGUCAGACCCACUUGAAGAUUUCGGAAACGAAAGGAAUUCAGAACAAUUUAGUCACAAUUCGGUUAGAGGGUGCUCAUACUUUUACAGCUACGCUGCAUGCUGUGAUUUCCUGCAACACAACAAUCUGCUCUCCAUCAUUCGCGCACAUGAAGCUCAAGAUGCCGGAUACCGCAUGUAUCGCAAAUCUCAAGCCACAGGCUUCCCAUCGUUGAUCACCAUCUUCAGUGCUCCAAAUUAUUUGGAUGUCUACAACAACAAAGCUGCCAUCCUGAAGUACGAGAACAAUGUGAUGAAUAUUCGUCAAUUCAACUGCAGUCCUCAUCCAUAUUGGCUGCCGAACUUUAUGGAUGUGUUCACGUGGUCAUUGCCGUUUGUGGGAGAAAAAGUAACGGAGAUGCUGGUUCACAUUCUCAACAUUUGUUCUGACGACGAGCUGAUGGCUGAAUGCGAUGACACCUUUGAAGGUGGAGUGGGGUCUGCAAGAAAAGAGGUUAUUCGACACAAGAUUCGAGCAAUUGGAAAGAUGGCAAGAGCAUUCUCAGUUCUUCGACAUGAAAGCGAGUCAGUGCUGCAGUUGAAGGGCCUGAAUGCAGGUGGCAAGCUGCCACAAGGGGCUCUUUCGGAAGGACGGACAGGAUUGAAUGCGGCUUAUAGAAUUGAACAGUCAGUGGCAGCAGAAUCCGGAUGCGAUUCGGGACAUCUUAUUCAAUCAUUCGAAGAAGCUCGCCGUCUCGAUAAGAUUAAUGAAAGAAUGCCACCAACAAUGGCAACACCACCAGCACAAUCACCAAGUCAAUCACCAAUUCCGUCACGACAAACGACACCUCAACCACCACAAAAUGGUCCAUCAAAUAGCUAAUAGUCAUAGUUCAUAUGGCAUAUCAUCUUCAAAAGUCGUUAGAGUUUGGAAACUAACACGCUUGAAUACGUAAUCUUCUUCUUCUUUUAAUUAUUUUUUUUAUCUAAAAACUUUCAACCAGCUAGAUGCAAAUUUCCAUCUCCGAAAACUAUUUGCCAUAGUGCAUUUGCGCAUGACAAAUCCAUCAAAAUCCAUUCACAUCUUUCUUACCUUAGAUUUAUAGUCUUUUCUUGUUCAUACGUUUGGAAGUCUAUAAACCUCUGAAACUUUUAUCUUCUAUUCGUAUAAUUUCUCUUUAAUCCCCCGGUUUCUUAUUAUGUAAAUGUGUUUCAUUGCUUUUCAAGUUUAAUGGAACAUAUUUGCUUUUUCUCUUUUCUAAACACAACUCCGCAUCUUUUUUUUCUUUUUCUCCCUAUAAAUUAUCGAUUUGUGAUUGGAUCCGUUCUCAGUCUCGUUGCGUGUUUCUUAGUCGCCCCGCCCCUUUUUUUAAAAAAUGCCCCAAACUUCUAUGAUUUCUGUCUUUAUUUUCCCUCACAAGUGUGCCCUAGCCUUAUCAUCUACCGUAACCCAUAGAUGAUUUUUUCCAGUUGAGACCCAUUCUUUCUUUUUUUUGCCAUUUCAUUUCAUUCAAGCAAACAGUGUUAUUUUAUUCCACAUUUGUUCAUUUUAAAUGUUUUUUCCAAGUUUUCAUCCCAAAGUGUUUUCCUCCGAUCCAUCAUCUCGUUUUCUUCUUUUUUUAAGCUAAUCAACUUCAUCCGAAAUUAUAAAAGUAUAUACAUAAAUAUAAAUAUAUAUUGUCUUGUCUAUAAGAUUCUAAUUUAAAUUCAUGUUUUUUUGUUCUUUUUCUCCUUCUCUCUCCCUCUCUGUCUCAAAUCUUUUUUCUCGUUUUUUUUUUUGCUGAAAGAAUCAUUUAACGUAUGAUAUUCCCCUUUUCUUUGAUAAUCUUUUGGAGAUUUCUUUAUAUGGAAAAUGAAGCUCUGAAAAUAAUUCCUA
Messenger RNA from Caenorhabditis elegans, 2874 nucleotides. It is a transcript of the gene tax-6, whose product is annotated as Serine/threonine-protein phosphatase 2B catalytic subunit. Gene Ontology annotation, molecular function: protein serine/threonine phosphatase activity; hydrolase activity; calmodulin-dependent protein phosphatase activity. Gene Ontology annotation, cellular component: cilium; cytoplasm; dendrite. The transcript is spliced from 13 exons. Gene Ontology annotation, biological process: calcineurin-mediated signaling. NCBI's taxonomy places the organism in Eukaryota, Metazoa, Nematoda, Chromadorea, Rhabditida, Rhabditidae. The record is from RefSeq and is marked reviewed. Bases 253 to 1881 code for a protein of 542 amino acids.